GCAAGCGAACUCCUGGGCCUUUUUGUUAUAUUCGUUCCCCUUAUAACGCACGUGUCAGCACAGCUGGCAACUCUCCUGCAGCACCUCCGCUGGCGAGGAAGAGUGGGUCGGCGCUGAACGACGUCCCCCUCAUCCCAGACCCCACAACAACUAUUGCUCUCCUGGGACGCGGCGCGCUUCCUCUACCUGCAAGCGUCGCAUCUCUGCAGCACCCCUUCCCCCCUUUUUCAGCAUGCUGGCCACCCACCAAAUUACGUGGAGAUGAUUCGGUAUCAUGGAACUCCAGAUUCUUCUGUGGUCUUGCUGCUCCUACUGCUGUUUUUCUCCCCAUUCGGGCCACUCAAAGGCUGCAAUUUUACUUAUUCACCCAUCUCUACUUAUAACUUUUCCCAGGAUAUAAAACCACUGAAAGAAUAUUUGCUCCUGGACUACAAAGUAUUGAUGCCGUUAAAUCUGAAACAGGACACAUUCUGCAGUUUAUUAUGGGACCUUCAUUUCAUCAAUGAAAACUUAAAGAAAUUAAUCAACGUGUCUGGGGAAAAACUGAAAACGUUAUUCAAGAAGAUAUAUGAUCACACAAAAUUUGUUGAAGAUUGUAAUAUUAAAAUAGGUGAUAGUUCUACCAGUUUUGAAUUGAAAAAUAUCUCUCAAUUUGUAGAUGCCAUUCCUUCCUGCCUUCAGUCUCUAUCAAAGAAGAUAGAAAGGAUUACAGAAGAAAAGCAUGCUGAUUUUAGGAACUGCACCAAUAUUCAGAGCCAAAUAGGUCAGUCUCUCUCUGUACUUCAGAAUCUUCUGUUACCCAUCAACACUUCUGAUUGGAAGCUAGAGAGGAAGAAGCCAAUCUUCCACAAAAGGACUUACUGGUGGUUACUUCUUUCAGCUAUCUUGGUCUGUCUUCUCAUCAGUUUAUGGAAAAAAUGCCAGGGGUCCUCUUCAAGAGCAAUUUAAAAUUACCACGUCCCUGUGGUAUGGGAUCUACAUCACUCAGCAUCUUAGAGCCUGUUCUAUCCCACUCCUAGCCUUUAUCUUGAAGGACUAAGCUGGCACAACCUGUGAGAGGGGCUGCUGUCAAAAAAAGACCUGCUAAGGAGCCAUGAGCCUCAGCUGUGGCUCCCACCCCGCGGUAGACGCUGCAUCUUUCUUUUUAUACUUAAUCCUCAACUUAUGACUGCAAUUGGAACCAGAAUUUGUGAUGCUAAGAAAGGUGGAUGUUAAGUCAAUUGUGUCUGAUUUUACAUUCUUUUUUUUUUUUUUUUUUGCCAAGGCUGUUAAGCACAUUACUGCAGUUCUUAAGUGAGUCGUGCAGUUGUGAAGUAAAUCCGGCUUCCUCCAUUAACUUGCAUGUCAAAAGCCAGCUGGGAAGGUUACCGAUGGUGACCCCAUGUUGCAACCGUCCUAUACACAAGCUUGUAACCGAGCACCUAAAUUUUGAUCACGUGACCAUGGGGAUGCUGAGAUGGCCAUAAGUGCAAGAAUUGGUUGUAAGCCACGUUUUUCAGUGCCAUUGUAACUUUGAAUGGUUGUUAAACGAAUGGUUGUAACUCGUGCUUAUAUGGUAUGUGCUUAUGUGAAAAGGGAGAGAGAGAGAGAGAGAGUUAAUAUAUGUUUUUUUAAUUUUGUAUAAAUAAAAGCAAAUGUUUAGUUACCACAUGAAUGUUCCACAAAGAGGAACUUUCCAGUGCAUUUUUGUUUAAUGUGACCAGCUAACCUGUAUUGGUCUCUUACUGGAAUCAAGCAAUAGACAGCCUGUCCUAGAAUCAUCUGUGGAGAGCAAAGUCUGAGACAGUGUUUCUCACCUUCAUCAACUUUAACAGGUGUGGACUUCAGCUCCCAGAAUUCCUCAGCUAGCAUGGAAUUCUGGGAGUUGAAGGCCAUACAUCUUAAAUGUAGCUGUGGUUCUGACAUAACAUCUUUAUUCAUUCCCUGAAUCUGUUGUGGCCUGUCGGCUUCCAGCCCCUCCAGCAGCCAAAUCAGAUGAGGAAGAGGAGGCAGGGUCAGCAUCAAGGCAACCUUAGAGCUCCGAGGGGAAGAGGGGAUGGAGUUGGCAGAGAGAGAGAGAGACAGAGGUGGAGUCCAUCAGCCCUCAGCUG
Molecule: messenger RNA, 2090 nt
Organism: Thamnophis elegans (Western terrestrial garter snake)
Lineage: Eukaryota; Metazoa; Chordata; Lepidosauria; Squamata; Natricidae
Gene: FLT3LG
Product: fms related receptor tyrosine kinase 3 ligand
Exons: 8
Coding region: 262-948 (228 amino acids)
Biological process (GO): positive regulation of cell population proliferation
Cellular component (GO): cell surface; membrane
Molecular function (GO): cytokine activity; receptor tyrosine kinase binding
Source: RefSeq, a predicted model, not a curated record